UUGAAAACUCAACGUUCAAUCAAGACUACCUCACGUCAUUUCAAAAGCACCGAAGUGAACAUCAUCGAUUUUAAUCUACUUCGAAUUCCACCGAAAAUCGAUAUAAAUUUCAUCGUUCAAGAUAUAAUCGUUCCACGUCUACCAGAUGGCUAUACAAUCGCAUUGAGUGAACCAAAGUCUCGUCCGGCUAGUUCGGUAUUAUUUUCCGAUGACGCAACGAGUGUGAAAAGAGACCGAAUUCAAAUUCAAUCAACCAAAGACUUUUUGAUUCCAACAAAUUCGCCACGGUUUUUGCAUCCAAAACGUACACUAAAAUUCAGUGUGAAAAUUCUCGAACGUAAACCAAUUGACGUGAAUGCCGAUGAGAAUGAAUAUCUAUUCUCUCAGUUGCUUCAAGACUUGGAUGAUAUGUACGAUAAACAACAGCCACAGAUUACAAAACAAAUGGAAGAAAUUUCUGACAUUCUUUCAAUGUCAAUAUCCGAUGAACAAGGCUCAGAUCAACAGGAUGUCGAGUCGAAUACAGACGAUAUGCUGUUUAAGCCGGAAGAAUUUACGUGGAAUCUUAAUAAGAAAGUCGAAGUGGUGCCAGAGGUUAUUGAACCAGUGGAAGAGGAGAGUGAACAUGAAUUUGAGGAAAGCGAUGAUGAUGAGUCACCCAUUCAAAAGAAAGACGAAAAUAUAAUUGGACGAUGGAGCACAAGGGAUGUACACGAUCCAAAAUUUAAUGAAGAAAAAUUGGCAGUACAAUUUCGAGCCGGCAGGCUAGGAUGCUUUGGAUUGGCUGUUAAUUGGUAUGCAAAUCUUCCGUUUCAAACAUGGGAAUGCAAGCCGGAUUUGAAAAAGCCUGGACAUAUAUUCUAUUCUUUGACAGCGUCUGUUGUUAGCAUCGACAUAACUAUUACCGAAACCGGCCUAAUUUUGAAUUCAUUUCAAGGUGGAACGGCACCACCAAUUCAAGAUGCAAUCGGUUCAACGAUGUCAUUCCAAGAACUGAAGGAACUCUUAUACAAGUCAGGCAUCAAUUUGUUCCCAGACAAAGAUGCAUUUUGUUAUUGCGAAACCAUAUGCGAAAAAGAUGUGAUUAUGGAAUUCCAUUUGUACGAUUGUAUGGCGCAUUUGGGUCUAACACACAAUUUCAUGUGGUCACGAUGGAAUAGUCAAUUGAAUAGUCGAUCGAUAGCACUAUUGAUUCGGGAAAUAAUUGAGAAGAGAAAAACGCCAACAUAUUCCACGCUCUUUGUGACUCCA
This is a messenger RNA of Contarinia nasturtii (swede midge), 1251 nucleotides long. Its product is annotated as protein CASC1-like. Gene Ontology annotation, molecular function: beta-tubulin binding; microtubule binding. Lineage: Eukaryota; Metazoa; Arthropoda; Insecta; Diptera; Cecidomyiidae. The record is from RefSeq and is a predicted model, not a curated record. The transcript is spliced from 7 exons. The annotation marks the transcript as partial.